Messenger RNA from Eubalaena glacialis (North Atlantic right whale), 3200 nucleotides. It is a transcript of the gene APPL1, whose product is annotated as adaptor protein, phosphotyrosine interacting with PH domain and leucine zipper 1. The coding region runs from base 120 to 2267 and encodes 715 amino acids. Gene Ontology annotation, molecular function: identical protein binding. Gene Ontology annotation, cellular component: endosome membrane; cytoplasm. NCBI's taxonomy places the organism in Eukaryota, Metazoa, Chordata, Mammalia, Artiodactyla, Balaenidae. The transcript has 22 exons. Gene Ontology annotation, biological process: signaling. The record is from RefSeq and is a predicted model, not a curated record.
CUGGCGAGGGCGGCAGGCCCAUCGAGAGAGGGCGGGUUGGGGUCAGCUGCUGCAGGCGGGCGCGCGCGGGAGCUGUGGGCGGCCGCCGCGUAUUUUGCUGCCGCCCUACCUCCGCCACGAUGCCGGGGAUCGACAAGCUGCCCAUCGAGGAGACGCUGGAGGACAGCCCGCAGACAAGGUCUUUACUGGGUGUAUUUGAAGAAGAUGCUACAGCUAUUUCCAACUAUAUGAACCAGUUGUAUCAAGCUAUGCAUCGGAUUUAUGAUGCACAGAAUGAAUUAAGUGCAGCAACACACCUGACUUCAAAACUUUUAAAAGAAUAUGAAAAACAGCGUUUUCCACUGGGGGGUGAUGAUGAAGUUAUGACUUCUACUUUGCAACAGUUUUCAAAAGUUAUAGAUGAGCUUAGCUCUUGUCAUGCGGUACUUUCAACGCAACUUGCUGAUGCCAUGAUGUUUCCCAUUACCCAGUUUAAAGAAAGAGAUCUGAAAGAAAUAUUGACAUUAAAGGAAGUGUUUCAGAUUGCUAGUAAUGAUCAUGAUGCUGCAAUUAACAGAUACAGCAGAUUGUCAAAAAAAAGAGAAAAUGACAAGGUGAAGUAUGAAGUAACAGAAGAUGUCUACACUUCCAGAAAAAAACAACACCAGACCAUGAUGCAUUAUUUUUGUGCAUUAAAUACUCUUCAAUACAAAAAGAAAAUAGCAUUGUUAGAACCUCUACUUGGGUACAUGCAAGCUCAGAUAAGUUUCUUUAAGAUGGGUUCUGAAAAUCUCAAUGACCAACUGGAAGAAUUCUUAACUAAUAUUGGAACAAGUGUACAGAAUGUUCGCAGGGAAAUGGACAGUGAUGUAGAGACCAUGCAGCAGACAAUAGAGGAUUUGGAAGUAGCCAGUGACCCCUUGUAUGUGCCUGACCCAGAUCCCACAAAAUUUCCUGUUAAUCGAAACUUAACCCGAAAGGCUGGAUACCUUAAUGCUAGGAAUAAAACAGGCUUGGUGUCAUCUACCUGGGACAGACAGUUUUACUUCACACAGGGUGGAAACCUAAUGAGUCAGGCCCGUGGGGACGUAGCAGGAGGCCUGGCCAUGGACAUAGACAACUGUUCAGUAAUGGCUGUGGACUGUGAAGACAGGCGAUACUGUUUUCAGAUCACUUCUUUUGAUGGCAAAAAGUCUUCAAUUUUGCAAGCAGAGAGUAAAAAAGACCAUGAAGAGUGGAUCUGUACAAUAAAUAACAUAUCUAAACAGAUAUAUUUAACUGAAAACCCAGAGGAAAUUGCUGCACGAGUAAAUCAGUCAGCUUUGGAAGCUGUCACUCCUUCCCCGUCUUUCCAGCAGAGGCACGAGAGCCUGCGGCCAGCAGGACAAUCUCGGCCACUGACACCUCGAACCAGCAGUUCAGGAUCCAUAGCAUCUGAGUCCACAAAUUUGGCUGCCCUCUCUCUAGAUUCUCUCGUUGCCCCAGACACCCCAAUACAGUUUGACAUCAUUUCUCCUGUGUGUGAAGAUCAGCCUGGCCAGGCAAAAGCCUCUGGCCAGGGAGGCAGGCGUACAAAUCCAUUUGGAGAAUCUGGAGGAGGUACCAAAUCUGAAACUGAAGAUUCUAUUCUUCAUCAGUUGUUUAUUGUCCGAUUCCUUGGUUCUAUGGAGGUGAAGUCAGAUGACAAUCCAGAUGUUGUUUAUGAAACAAUGCGCCAAAUCUUAGCUGCCCGGGCCAUCCAUAACAUCUUUCGUAUGACAGAAUCACAUUUAUUAGUCUCUUGUGAUUGUUUAAAGUUAAUUGAUCCACAGACACAAGUUACAAGGCUCAUGUUUCCAUUACCCAGUGUAGUUUUGUAUGCUACACACCAGGAAAAUAAGAGGCUUUUUGGAUUUGUUCUUCGGACAUCAGGAGGGAGAAGUGAAAGUAAUCUGUCAUCAGUCUGCUAUAUAUUUGAAUCAAACAAUGAGGGUGAAAAGAUUUGUGAUUCUGUUGGACUGGCAAAACAGAUAGCUUUGCAUGCAGAACUGUUGUAUUCAUCUGGUCUUCAGGAUCGCAGGGCAUCAGAAAAACAAAAAGAAAUAGAGAGAGUAAAAGAGAAGCAACAGAAAGAACUCAGUAAACAAAAACAAAUUGAAAAGGACUUAGAAGAACAAAGUCGGUUGAUAGCUGCUUCCAGUAGACCAAACCAAGCCAGUAGUGAGGGGCAGUUUGUUGUCCUUAGCAGUAGCCAGUCAGAAGAGAGUGAUUUGGGAGAAGAAGGAAAGAAGAGAGAGUCAGAAGCAUAAACUUAUCCUUACUUUUUGGUUGAUAUUCACCCCCCACCCCUUUGAAUUUGUUGACAGUUUCUGUGGUGAAAUGGCACAAGGUAACAACAAUGCUGAACUAUCAAGGAGACUAAAAUUUAUAUUUGCUUGUUUAUUUUAACUUCAUUUUUUAAACUACAACUGACCUUGAUAACUUAGGUUUGCAUUGAUUUUUUUUUUCCCUUAGAAAUAAUAUACUAUGUAGUAACUUCAAAUUCCACAUGUCUAAAAGAAACCUGUUCAUAUCCCUGAAGUAGAUUGCUGAGGAAUUACAGUUGCUCAAGCCUGUUCUCCCUUUAAAUUGUGAACUUAUUACCUUGCAUUGUAAUUGGCUCUGACCAUAAGAAAUCAUUUAUUCUUCAGCUUCAGAUAUUCAUGGAUAUGCUCCCUCUCUUUCAUUAGGAACAAUUGCCGGCAGUGAGGAAGCUUUUGACUGAAUAGGUUUAAAAUCCUUAUGCAGAUAAUUCUACAAGUUUGCAAAUAUUUUAACAAUGUUAAAUGUGCAAUAGAACUUUUACAAAAUAAUUAGAAUAGAGAUUUUAGACUUAAGGUUUCAAGUUGUGGCAGGUGGUACUGUUGAUUUCAGGGCAUUUUCUUGGAUUGCUCGCAUUUCUCUGAUGUACUACACCUGAUGCCAGUGGGAAAGAAGCUUAAGUGUCUUCAGUUCAAGAUUGCUACAGCCCUUGGCAUUUUAUUAUCACAUUCUUAGUUCUCAGGUUGGGACUUGAAUUAUUGCUGCAGAGCAGUAAUGGUUAAAAUAAGAUUUUGGAAUUUAUUAAAAGGGAUUUUUUUGUUGUUCAAAUACAUUUUAGAUUAGGAUUUAACAUGUAAAGAUAUUGUUACAGGAUACAUUGUAUUUUCUGCAUUGUGUGAAAUAAUUUUUAUUGAAAAUCAAGUGACAUUUAGAAAGAAGUU